Carassius carassius (crucian carp) is the source of this 3217-nucleotide messenger RNA. RefSeq names its product nudix (nucleoside diphosphate linked moiety X)-type motif 3b (gene nudt3b). Gene Ontology annotation, biological process: adenosine 5'-(hexahydrogen pentaphosphate) catabolic process; diadenosine hexaphosphate catabolic process; diadenosine pentaphosphate catabolic process. The transcript has 5 exons. Gene Ontology annotation, cellular component: cytoplasm; nucleus. Lineage: Eukaryota; Metazoa; Chordata; Actinopteri; Cypriniformes; Cyprinidae. Bases 195 to 731 code for a protein of 178 amino acids. The record is from RefSeq and is a predicted model, not a curated record. Gene Ontology annotation, molecular function: bis(5'-adenosyl)-hexaphosphatase activity; bis(5'-adenosyl)-pentaphosphatase activity; endopolyphosphatase activity.
CGCAGGUUGCGCACAUCCCGUAGCGGUUUCGAUAAUGGCGUCUGUCUCCGAGAUACGCUCGGCUUUGGAAAAAUGAAGCGCAGAAGAGCUUUUUUCCAGUGAAUAACGCGGGGUUUCCAUUCGCGGACGGACUUUGUCUCUCUUGCCGCGCGGCAGGUUCAGGUUCCGAUCUCAGUCGCAACGCGCAGCCCGAGAUGAUGAAGCUGAAGUCGAACCAAACGCGCACCUAUGAUGGAGACGGGUUCAAGAAGCGGGCCGCCUGCCUGUGUUUCAGGAGCGACGCCGAGCAGGAGGUGUUACUGGUGAGCAGCAGCAGAUAUCCAGACAAAUGGAUCGUACCUGGAGGAGGAAUGGAGCCCGAGGAAGAGCCCAGCGUCGCUGCCGCCCGAGAAGUCUGUGAAGAGGCUGGUGUCAAGGGCACUUUAGGAAGACUAGUAGGAAUAUUUGAGAAUCGAGAUAGGAAACACAGAACGUACGUCUACGUUCUCAUCGUAACUGAAGUUCUGGAAGAUUGGGAGGAUUCAGUAAACAUUGGGAGGAAAAGGGAAUGGUUCAAAAUCGAAGAUGCCAUAGAAGUGUUGCAGUGUCACAAACCAGUACAGGCCAGUUACUUCGCGGCUCUUAAAGAAGGCUGUCUGAACAGUAACGGGACGCCCCUGGUGGCCACAAUAGGAGGAGACCUGUCUCCCACCUACAGCAUUAAUCAGAGCUCCGUCUCUGAUAUCAGAUAACUAAUGCAAAACAUUGAUUAUUCUUUUUCAUUAAAAAAAGACACAAAAACGACGGUUUGCCAAGGCUUUUUGAGCACCGAGAAGGUGACGCAGACAUCAAGUGUUGGUUGAAUAUUCGAAACGAUGUUUUGUAAAUGUAACACUUUUGCUUUUCCUGUUUAAUCCUCCUUUCGUGCGGACUGUUGCAUGAAACCUGCGACUUUUAGCGGCCCAAGUGUGAGAUUAAACGAAUGCAAGAACUACUUUUUACUGUUGUGAUGUAAAAAUCUACACAUGGUGCGUCAGCAUGUGGCUUUCAGUAGUUUUACAUGUUCGAUUUCCUCUGUGUGCGUAUGUGUGAACGAGUUUUUCUUUAGUUCUCUUUCGGCGGUUGCGAGAGGAAACGUUUAGUCUUCUGAAUGGUGGAACUGUGAGAAGUUAACAGUUCAGCAUGAACACUGGUAUUUAUUUGUCUUUUGAGUUUGCGUGAUGCGAUGAAUGUUUAACCUGUGUUAAAUUGAUGCUCUUAACUUACCCUAUUUUGUCUUGCCAUCUUGUUAAUAACUUGUGGGCCUGCAAAAACAUAUUUAAUUUAUACUAGUACCUGAUUAGACUGGAGCGCAAUUCUACAAGCGCAUACUUUUUUUAAUCCAGUACAUUUCUUUCCAACCUGCUGAGGUUUGGAAGACUUAGAAUUUAGUAUUGCAAACUUUACAGUGAAUCUUGUGUGGAAAUGGGUGCCAUUAGCAGCACUAAUUCAUUGCAACUCAAUUGUUUAGACAUGUUCUGUGAGAGAGCGGUGGUAUGAUUUGGUAGGUCUUUAAAGUGCUGUAAUGGUUUUCUGUAGCACUUUUUAAAAUCAACAUGAAAACAAAAUAGACCCAUUGUACUUUUUCAUAUAUUUUCCUGGUUUCAUCAGUGCAACAUAUUGUGCAACUGCAAUCUCAUUCUGGUAUGAAACUCAAAAAUUCAUGAUGCAAUCACAUCCAGAUGGAUUAAAGUAGAAUUUAAUUAGUAAAACGUGUUGCACGUAUCAUGUUGACUUUAAGAAGUGCCACGGUAGAUAAGGGUGGACAGUUAAAUCAAGAAGUAGCUUGGAAAUCCUCUCCCUAAACUAGAAGAUUCACUUCGAUUUUCUAAGCAAUCUGUUGAAAAUCUAUGAAAGAUUAUAAUGUUACCUAGCAGUUUCAAAAAUCCUCACUAACAACAUGAAAUCAAAAUAGAGACUUUUUACCUUUUCUGUGUUUAAUGUAUUAUUGAGCAUGAUUCAUUUCAGUUCAUGUUGUUUCAGGUGAAAAAAAAUGCCAUCAAUAAUGAGCAGUUGAACUUUGCUAAAAUAAAAUGUAUGGAACAUACUGAAAUCUGAAUCUGUCAUUAUUUACCUAUCCUCAAGUUGUUUCAAAUCUGUAUGAGUUGUUGAGCACAGAAGAUGACUAAACAAUUUGAAACUUAACAAUUGAUGGUAGCCACUGACUUCCAUAAUAUGGAAAAAAAAUAUUAUAUGAUGGAAGUCAAUGGUGACCAACAACUACUUAUUGUAUUGUUGUGUUUAACAGCAGAUUGAAGCUCAUACAUGUUUGGGACAUCAUGAAGGUAAGUAAAUAACAUUUUUUCUCUUUAAGAAAGUAAAAUGGGUUUCAAGUUCAUUUUAGCUGUUAGCAGAUUGUUUUUUUUUUUUUGCACAAAACUAGCUCUAGUCUGCACUAGGACAGUUUUCACAUCGUGUUUUCAAAGGGCACUUUUUAUGGAUGUUCAGCAGACCCCUGAAAUUGUUUCAUCUUUGGCUAUUAAUAUUCUUCUGACAAUUGCUGAAGUUGUUUUCUGUCCUUCCGUUUUCUUGGACUUCAAGUCCCGCUGAUGAGGUAUUUGGUUGUUUUAACCUCUCACCCUUUUCAGAAAUGACCAUAUCAUCAACUAGAACUCAUUUAAACAUCUUCUCUUUUGAAAUGUUUAAUAUGUUGUGAAAGCCGAACUGCACGCUCUGUUAAGCGCUUGGCGAAAUACUGUGAAUCUUGAGCCACUGUAGUUAGCGAGAUGUUUUGGUGUCUUCUAAACGCUUUUGUACAGAUCAAAACGUCAAAUUGCAGUGCUUGUCAUUAUGAUGUAUAGAUAUGGUGCACGCCAGGUUGGGUGAUUUAUUUCCUCUAGACUGAACCACAUCGUUUUGCUCCUCUGGGAGUUUUAAGUGCAUUUAUGAUCCUUAUGAAGUACAUUUUUAAUUCAAGAUUUCGUAAUAUUGUUAGUGUGACUGCAAAAUGAGUAAUGAUGAACCUAAAACGUGAAUGAACAUACUUUUAUCUGUCAUUUAUGUUUACAUGCCUUUGAUUAAUAUGUCAACACUAAUGCCAUCGAUUUUCCAGCUGAUUGCAAGUCUUUCUCUUUCACUUUUAGCGUAGCAUGUAAUAGCUAAUCUGGUCUGUUUUCUUGAUUGAGAUACGUGAUGAUGGCCAUACUAAUGUACACUUCAUUUAGCACAGAUGCAUAAUAAAAACGUUUUGACUCCUGUA